Penicillium riverlandense is the source of this 1344-nucleotide messenger RNA. RefSeq names its product glutathione-independent formaldehyde dehydrogenase. The transcript is spliced from 2 exons. Bases 1 to 1344 code for a protein of 447 amino acids. The record is from RefSeq and is a predicted model, not a curated record. Gene Ontology annotation, molecular function: oxidoreductase activity; zinc ion binding. NCBI's taxonomy places the organism in Eukaryota, Fungi, Ascomycota, Eurotiomycetes, Eurotiales, Aspergillaceae.
AUGGCGGAGACUAAUAACAACAAAGAUACCAUGCGAUCGGUCGUCUUCGAUGGUCAGCCGUUCGAGGUACAUGUCCGCAAUCUUCCGAAAGCUCAGGUCAUCAAGCGAACGGACGCUGUGGUCCGUGUCACCUCAGCAGCUAUCUGCGGUACUGACCUGCACACUUACCACGGCGUCUUGGGCAGCACCAACGUGCCUUAUCCUCUUGGACAUGAGGCUAUGGGAAUUGUCGAGCAAGUCGGAGCGGAUGUUACGCUUGUGAAGGUUGGGAAUCGGGUCAUCAUCCCAGACUCGCCUGAUAGUGCUGGACUAGAUUUGGAGCCAACGAGUACACCUGCGGUCACAAUCUAUGGAGAGGGCGAGCAAUUUGGCAAUCUGGGAGGCUGCCAAGCCGAGUUUGUCCGUGUCCCACUUGCGGACAAGUCCUUGAUCGUCCUCGGUGAGGAAUUUGAUAAUAUUGAGGAUGAGGAUUUGGUUCCUCUUUCAGAUAUCUUCCCCACCGCAUGGGUUGGAGUCACUUGGUCGGGGUUCGAGCCUGGAGAUACCAUCGCUAUCUUUGGUGCGGGCCCUGUGGGACUUCUCGCGGCAUAUUCGUCAAUCCUCCGGGGGGCCUCCCGGGUGUACUCAAUUGACUCCGUUGAAGAGCGACUUGCACUUGCAGCCUCCAUUGGGGCCAUCCCAAUCAACUUCACCAAGGGCGAACCUUCGGCGCAGAUACUUGCCUUGGAACCAGAUGGCGUUCAGCGCACCUUAGAUUGUAUUGGAGAGGAAUGUGUCAAUGAGAAGAUGAAGCCGGACCAAUCCUUCGUCAUCACGCAGGCAAUUAAGUGCACCAGCGUGGGUGGUGGUCUAGCAGUCGUUGGGGUGCACUUUGCUCAGCCAACUUCCAAAGGAGCUGAGCGAGGGAACUCCAUCUCACCCACUAUGACAUUUCCCAUAACGCUCUUCUGGGAAAAGAACCUGACCAUGCGUGGUGGCGAGGUGGACAGCAAAUUAUUUGUUGAGCCACUGUUGGAACUUGUGAAAGUCGGCAGGGCCAAACCUGGCUUCGUCUUCUCCUCCACCAUUGAUAUCGACGAUGCACCCAAUGGAUAUCGAAGGUUCUCUAAUCAUUUGGAGACCAAGGUCAUGAUCAAAUUCCCCUCGGAUGGAAGACCCAACGAUCAUAUCGCCACGGCAAAGACUUUGAAUAACGCCGAGGGCUUACAUGGGCAAGUACUGGUCCAAUUAUCUCCUCCACUUCCCAAGCUAACAUGUAUCAACAGAGGCCAGAGGCGUAAGGAAGCUAAACGACGUCAAAUGUCCUCCAACGCACCCCACAAGCGGGUUCGACAUCAUACUUGA